Messenger RNA from Paramecium pentaurelia, 696 nucleotides. The record is from the annotation of a GenBank genome assembly. Lineage: Eukaryota; Ciliophora; Oligohymenophorea; Peniculida; Parameciidae.
AUGAGUGACGAGUGUUAAGAGAAAUUUUAAUAAAUACUCUAGUUAAAAGAAAUAUUUAGUACUCGAGAAGUAUUACCAUCAAAAAUACAAAAAUAAAAGAUGUUUGAUAUGAAUUUCCAAAUUAAGUAAAUCCGUCAUCAACAAUAGAAGAGAUUAGAUCAAAUAAUAAAUAGUUCUAUUAAAUCUUAACCAAGUUAAUAUCAAUAGGGAAUAGAAAAAGAAGUAUCAAAGUAGUAUAACAACUUAUUAAUUGUUGAUUAAUAAAAUAUUUGUUUGAGUUGUGAUAAAUACAUUUUUGAAAAAAAAGUGAUAUUGUAUUGCUAUGAUAAAUAUGAACACAAUUAUCAUUCAAGUUGUUUGGCAAAAAUGAUGAAACAAUAAUUAUAAUCGAAAUGCAUUAAAUUUUAGUGUUUAUGUAAAAGUUAAAUUAAAAAUGGAUAAAUAAUGAAACAAAGAGCCUUUGAAUUUGAAGUAUAUAUUAAUAAAUUAAUGGAACACUAGCUUCAUUAUAUGAAAAAUCAUCUAUCUGAUAUAAAAAUAUGUGCUAAUAAAUGUUGCAAUUUUUUUUGGAUUAUGAACAAUGCAAGUAAAAAAAGAAGUAAGUCUUAGUUUUAAUCUUAUUCUAAUUCAUAUUCCCCUUCGAAAACAUGUAGGAUUACAUAUGUCAACUAUUGUCCUCAUUGUAGAUUUUCAUGA